Messenger RNA from Trichoplusia ni (cabbage looper), 2151 nucleotides. Its product is annotated as lachesin-like. Lineage: Eukaryota; Metazoa; Arthropoda; Insecta; Lepidoptera; Noctuidae. Gene Ontology annotation, cellular component: neuron projection membrane. The transcript is spliced from 9 exons. The coding region runs from base 159 to 1163 and encodes 334 amino acids. The record is from RefSeq and is a predicted model, not a curated record. Gene Ontology annotation, biological process: synapse organization.
CCGCCGCACGUGUGUUGCGCGAUGCGCCCCCCGCUGCCCCGCGCCCCCCGCCGACUCGCGCGUGCUCGUGCCCUGUGACCGCAGUGAGUGUUCUGUGUGGACGCCCGCUUCCGCGACUGUGGCGCGAUGAUGGCGCGACACCGCACGCUCUGAAUCGGAUGCGAUUUGUCGCAACGUAUUUCUGUACCUCCAAGUGCGUGGUGGCGCGCAGGAUGUGCGCGUGCGCGUGGCGCCUGCACGUCUUCACCGCCGCGCUCGUGCUCGCCGCGCAUCUCAUCAAAGUGCUGUCGUGCGGCGAGGCGGGCGCGGGCCCUCGGCUGCACAAGCGCUACGUGGGGCUGUACACGGGGCCCUACUUCGACCCCUCCGCGCCCAACAACAUCACCACGCAGCUCGGCACGCACGCCUACUUGCCCUGCAAGGUGCGGCAGCUCAGCAACAAGUCGGUGUCGUGGAUCCGACGCCGCGACGCGCACAUCCUCACCGUGGACCGCUUCACCUUCAUCGCGGACGAGCGCUUCCAAGCCUUCCUCGUCGAGGCCACCGACACCUGGACCCUGCAGGUGAAGUACGUGCAGGCGCGCGACGCCGGCGUCUACGAGUGUCAGGUGGGCACCGAGCCCAAGAUGAGCCACUUCGUGCAGCUCAACGUAGUAGUGCCAAAGAUCGAGAUUGUGGGCGAGUCGGACCUGUACGUGAAAGCGGGCACGACGGUGAGCCUGAAGUGCGUGAUCACGCAGGCGCUGGAGGAGCCCGCCUACAUCUUCUGGUACCACAACGACGAGCGCGUGCUCAACUACGACAAGAGCCUCGUCGAGAUCCGCAUGGAGCGCGUCGCGCCCGACACCACGGUGGGCAACCUCAUCAUCUACAGUCCGCGGCGCGAGGACUCCGGCAACUAUUCUUGCUCGCCCUCCAAUCUUGACUCCGCCUCCGUCAUGCUGCACGUGCUCAGCGGUGAACAGCCAGCGGCCAUGCAGCACGGGAACGCGGCGGGGCGCGCGGGCGGCACGCCGCCGGCCGCGCUGUUGCCGCUCUGUGCGCUAGGCGCCGCGCCCGCGCUGCUGCCGCUCUGUGCACCCGCGCUGCUCAGGCUACUGCUGCUUCUCGUGGCCGCACUACUCUUUCCGUUGAUGUGUCACGACGAAGAUGACGGCAAAUAGCGGAGCGAGGUGUGAGCCCAGCGCUUCGCCGGAGUGUACAGACAGUGCCGCGCGCGCGAGUGUGAGUGCGCGAGUGAGCGAGUGUGUGUGUCACCUCACGUCCAACACUACGCAUCCGAUGCAUAGUGGUUAAGUUAAAUGUAUUGUAUAAAUUUCAAAUGUAUUACUUAGAUAAUCGAACGGUCUGUCGUACGCGUUGUGAUAUGAACGAUGUGAGAACAUAAAUUUAAUUGCGAAAUUAUUCGUAUCGGUACCUACCUACUAAAAUUUAUAUUAUGGGAAACAAAACUAUGUACAUAGGCUGACGAGGUGAGCGAAGCUGCACCCAGAGCGCAGCUCCGCUCGGCUGUCCUUCACAUUUGUAAAAUUGUACAUAUUAUUAUAAAUGAUUACUAUUAAUUGUAUUUAUAGUAACAUUAAUUAAUCUCCGCGCGAAUGUUGCGAUGCGGCAUGUUAUGUGUGUCUCCAUAUGAGCCAGGCGGCAUGAGUACGGCGCGUGAGUCGCACCGCGUGAGUCGCGCCGCGUGGUUCAUGCCGCGUGGGCAUAGGCACGCGUCAAGCCGGACCGUAGCUCUGCGUGACUACUCAUAGUAACAUCGAAAUCGUUUUAACCGCUGUGGUCCGCAGAACGCCGGCACUCGGACAUUUGUUUAACAGUACAAACUGCAACGGAAUUGUAUCGUCUGUGAAUUGACCGAAGUAUUAUAAUGUGUCGUUGUUAAGCGAGCGGUCCCCGGCGCGCUCCUCUCGAAUGUCUAGCGUUGUAUUAUAUAGUGAGUACGGCACGGCGCCGCGCUGAGAGCUGAGAGCUGUGCGGGAGGCAGCGCCGGGGGCCGCGCGCCCCGCACCGUGAUUGUUUCUUUAACUGAAUGCAUGUCGAACAGUGGUCCCGAGUUGAAUAAGUUUGGUUUGUUGACACUGUUACUGCCUCACUUGUAAAUAUAUAAAUGUAAGUAAUACAAAAUAAAGAUGAAAUCGUUGAAACAUU